CCCAUCCCUCUCUCUCUCUCUCUCUCAAAAGAGAAAUGACAGAAAGAAAAGAGAACAUAGUGAUGUUCCCAUUCAUGGCACAAGGCCAUAUCAUCCCUUUCUUAGCAUUAGCACUUGAGUUAGAAAAGAAAAAUGGAUACACCAUAACCUUUGUGAACACUCGUCUCAACAUCAAGAAACUCCGACCCUCAUUCCCUCCAAACUCGUCCAUUCGCCUCCUUGAAAUCCCAUUCAAUAGCUCCGACCACAGCCUCCCUCCAGACACCGAAAACACGGGCUCUCUCCCUCUCCUCCUCCACCUCAUCGUCAUCUCUCCCGCUCUGGAGCCUGCCUUCCGAGACCUCAUCUCCAGCAUCGUCCUCGAACAUGGCCGCCCACCACUUUGCAUUAUUUCGGACAUGUUCUUCGGAUGGUCUACCAAAGUUACUCAUGAAUUCGGUGCAUUUCGUGCAAUAUUCAAUGCUAGUGGGAGCUAUGGCAUGGCUGUUUUUCACUCUUUAUGGCUAAACCUUCCUUACAAGAAAGUGAAUUCCGAGGAGUUUCGUAUGCCGGGCUUCCUCAGAGGCCACCAGGUUCACACCAAACAGUUACCAGAACAUUUUCAAGUAGCAGUGCCCGUUAGGCCUAUUCUGUCUUCCUUGGGAAGCAAAGCUCGUGUUGGUGAUGACGCUGAAGCCACAAUGCAUCUUUGCAUGAAAUGGCUUGAUUCAAAGCCUACAAAUUCAGUUCUUUAUGUGGCGUUUGGGUCACAAAGUGCACCAUUACCAUCACGAACAAUCCAGUUGGCCAUAGCUUUGGAAGCUUGUGGCAAAAAUUUCAUUUGGGUGGUUUGGUCACCACCAUCGAACUCAGUCACAGAUCAUGAACAUAACGAUGGAGAAUGGUUGUCGAGAGGCUUUGAAAGUCAUAUUGAAGAUAGCAACAAAGGGCUGCUAGUGCAACAAUGGGCACCCCAAUUGGAAAUUUUGUCCCAUAAAUCUCUAUGUGUGUUUUUAACCUACUGUGGGUGGAACUCAGUGCUUGAAGCUCUCAGCAAUGGAGUCCCAAUGCUUUCAUGGCCGAUAGGGGCAGAACAAAACUUCAAUGCCAAGAUGUUGGAGGAAGAGAUAGGACUCUAUGUUGGGGUGGCUAGUGGGAGCAGUGAGAUUAAUCAUAAAGAUUGGUUUGUAGCAAAAGUUUUUAGCCUCUUUUGGGAACAUAGUUUUUAG
Molecule: messenger RNA, 1208 nt
Organism: Camellia sinensis
Lineage: Eukaryota; Viridiplantae; Streptophyta; Magnoliopsida; Ericales; Theaceae
Source: RefSeq, a predicted model, not a curated record